UGAGAUUAGUCUGAGGAGAGAAACUGAAAUCAAUUAAAAUCCCACCCACACCGCCGCUUACACAGAAGGAAACAGUGCAGAGUGAUCUUCCUUUCUCCACCAAGCCUCCAGCUUUUACUCUCAACCUGCCGGACGACGACGGCGAGGGCUCACGACGACGACAGUCUGUGACUCGAAGGCGAGCGGUUCAAAAGAAGGAACGAACCAGUGUAGGGUGGCAGAAGAACAAGAGUGGAACCCUAAUCCCCUAAUCAGUUUUCUUUAAUGGCGGAGGAAAAUUCUCAAUUGAACAACUUGCAAGAAGAAAAUGGAGCCUCAGACCUUCAAAGUAUCGUAGAAGGGGUUGGUGACCUUUCUACAUUGUCUGUAAAAGAAGGAGAUGACAGUAAAGAAGUUCAAAAGAAGAAAAAGAAGAAAGCUAGAAGCAAGAAAAAGAAAGAAAUCUUAGAACAAACUGAUCCACCAUCAAUUUCUGUUAUUGACCUAUUUCCAUCUGGAGAUUUCCCUGAAGGUGAAAUUCAGCAAUACAAAGAUGAUAACCUAUGGAGAACUACAUCAGAGGAGAAGAGAGAACUGGAGCGCCUGCAGAAACCAAUAUAUAAUUCAGUUCGUCGAGCAGCAGAAGUUCAUCGUCAGGUUCGCAAAUAUAUGAAAGGCAUUAUAAAGCCUGGAAUGUUAAUGACCGACUUAUGUGAAACAUUGGAGAACACUGUUCGUAAGCUAAUAUCAGAGGAUGGCCUUCAAGCUGGCAUUGCAUUCCCCACAGGAUGCUCUUUAAACUGGGUUGCUGCUCACUGGACCCCAAAUUCAGGGGACAAGACUAUACUUCAAUAUGAUGAUGUGAUGAAACUGGAUUUUGGCACCCAUGUUGAUGGAUAUAUAGUUGAUUGCGCUUUUACUGUGGCAUUCAACCCUAUGUUUGAUCCAUUGCUGGAAGCCUCUCGGGAAGCAACUAAUACGGGUAUUAAGGAAGCUGGAAUCGAUGUCCGCCUUUGUGACAUUGGUGCUGCUAUUCAAGAGGUGAUGGAAUCUUAUGAGGUUGAGAUUAACGGAAAGGUGUAUCCAGUGAAGAGUAUACGGAAUUUGAAUGGACAUAGCAUUGGUCCCUACCAAAUCCAUGCUGGAAAAUCUGUUCCCAUUGUGAAAGGCGGGGAGCAGACAAAGAUGGAAGAGGGUGAAUUUUUUGCUAUUGAAACCUUCGCAUCAACGGGAAAAGGAUAUGUACGAGAAGACCUGGAAUGCAGCCACUACAUGAAAAAUUUUGAUGUUGGUCAUAUCCCACUGAGAUUGCCUAGAGCAAAACAACUGUUAGCAACUAUUAACAAGAACUUCUCUACUUUGGCCUUUUGUAGACGGUAUUUAGAUCGCCUUGGGGAGACUAAAUACUUAAUGGCAUUGAAGAAUUUGUGUGACUCUGGCAUUGUUCAGCCGUAUCCUCCUCUGUGUGAUGUGAAAGGAAGUUAUGUAUCACAAUUCGAACAUACAAUCUUACUCCGACCUACAUGCAAAGAAGUUAUAUCAAGGGGUGAUGACUAUUAAUGUGAAGUUGAAGUUUUUUUAAUGUGAUAUUGUACCAUUAUAUUUCUGAACUGUUUUCGCUAUACCAUCUACACAUCGGUUUUAAAACUAUGUGUCUACUGAGGACGCCGUUAUUUAUUUAAUAAUUGGAUUCUUCUUCAAUAGUUAAUAUCAUAUUAGAAGUUCCACCUAAAA
Molecule: messenger RNA, 1713 nt
Organism: Vigna unguiculata (cowpea)
Lineage: Eukaryota; Viridiplantae; Streptophyta; Magnoliopsida; Fabales; Fabaceae
Product: methionine aminopeptidase 2B-like
Biological process (GO): proteolysis
Cellular component (GO): cytoplasm
Molecular function (GO): metalloaminopeptidase activity
Source: RefSeq, a predicted model, not a curated record